Molecule: messenger RNA, 619 nt
Organism: Dimorphilus gyrociliatus
Lineage: Eukaryota; Metazoa; Annelida; Polychaeta; Dinophilidae
Source: the annotation of a GenBank genome assembly
GUCCUAGCAGACGACUGACAGGAUGCCGUUGGCAAAUGUAUUGGGAAAUGUUAAAAGCGGUAAAAGCGCUUUUUUUCUAUGCGAUAUGCAGGAAAGAUUUCGACCUGCCAUAAAGCAUUUUGCUGAUAUUCUGGAAGUGUCAAAUCGUCUGGUUGCUGGGGCUAAAAUUCUCAAAAUACCUUUAGUUGUGACAGAACAAUAUCCUAAAGGCUUAGGUAAAACUGUAGAUGAGUUGAAAGAAGCUACCGAUAUUGCUGUUGGUGUAUUUCAGAAGACGAAAUUCAGUAUGCUGACUCCGGAAGUGGAACAUAAACUACCAGAUUUGUGCGAUGGAGCUUUGAAACAUGUUAUUGUAUUUGGUGUGGAGACACAUGUUUGUGUACAACAAACAGUUAUUGAUCUGCUCCAAAAAAACUACGAAGUUUACGUUGUAGCCGAUGCUACUUCUAGCCGAAGUUUGGUUGACAGAAAAUACGCGUUAGAGAGAAUUCGACAAGCUGGAGCUGUAGUAACGACAGCCGAAUCGCUUCUGCUACAAUUGGUCGGAGAUAAAGAACAUCCUUCCUUUAAAGAAAUACAACAACUAAUUAGAUCGUCUGCUCCUCAGUCUGGCUUGUAG